AUGGCAGAGUCGACGGAGACAGAGACCCACAUCGACAUCAAGCCUCCGCCAGUACCACCGCCGAUCUUCUCCGACUUACCACUUCCCGAGACAGACCAGACGCUCUUCUCCUUCUUCGGAUCCGGUUCUCCUCGGAAAGGCGACACGUGGGUCGUCUCCGUCUUCGUCAUCCUCCACGUCGUGGCCUUCGCCGCCACCAUGUUCGUCAACGACUGUUGGCGCAACUCCAACCAAGACUGCGCCCUCGGAGCCCUCGGCAGGUUCUCCUUUCAGCCCUUCUCCGAGAACCCCCUUCUCGGUCCUUCCACUUCCACGCUAGAUGAAAUGGGAGCUCUUCGGCGGAAAUUUUUGACAGAAAAUCACCAAACUUGGCGACUUUUCGCAUUUCCAUGUCUACACGCUGGACUGAUCCAUCUCGUCAUCAACCUCAGCAGUGUUGUCUUUGUAGGGAUUCACUUGGAACGGGAGUUUGGACCAUUAAGGGUGGGAAUAAUCUAUGUACUUUCAGCUUUUGCUGGUACUCUGGUGGCUGCACAGUUUGUUCAAAACAGGCCAGUAGUUGGUUCAUCAGGAGCUUUAUAUGGCUUAAUUGGAGCCGCGAUUUCCCAGCUAAUUUGGAAUUGGAGAAUGUACACUGACAAGUUUGCAGCUCUGGAGUCAUUUUUCUGCGUCUUCACAAUCAACCUAGUUAUUGGUUUUCUUCCAUAUGUAGACAAUUUCUCAAGCAUUGGCGGAUUUAUAGCCGGAAUCCUACUAGGAUCAGUGCUUCUGUUUAGUCCUCAGAUCAAACAAGUGCCGCAAAAUAAAGGAGCCCUUUUUGAGUAUAGUGCCAAAAGCUCUAUGAAACUCAAGUUGAGGCAGAAACUAGACUGGAAGAUGGACUGGCCAGCCCUCAGGAGUGUAGCUCUUAUUCUAUUUUGUCUAAUAUCUGCUGGAUGUAUAGUAGCUUUUCUACGGGGCAUUGACAUGAACAAGUACUGCAAAUGGUGUCAAUAUAUUGAUUGUGUUCCCAUGAAAGGGUGGAGCUGCGAAGAUAGAUUAACUUUUUGUGAGGCUAUGGUGAGCAAUGCGGAGUUGACUUUGACUUGUAUGAGUAAUGGGAACUUCAGGGUGUUUCCUUUCACCAAUGUUUCAGAAUCCAGGAUGAAUGACCUUUGCAGUGUGAUCUGCUGA
This is a messenger RNA of Morus notabilis, 1173 nucleotides long. Its product is annotated as RHOMBOID-like protein 8. The record is from RefSeq and is a predicted model, not a curated record. Lineage: Eukaryota; Viridiplantae; Streptophyta; Magnoliopsida; Rosales; Moraceae. The coding region runs from base 1 to 1173 and encodes 390 amino acids. Gene Ontology annotation, molecular function: serine-type endopeptidase activity. Gene Ontology annotation, biological process: proteolysis. Gene Ontology annotation, cellular component: membrane. The transcript is spliced from 6 exons.